AUGAAACAACUGAUAGGGUUAAUAAUUUUCGGGAGGUUAACCUUGGAGAAAUCAAAUACAACGCGUGAAAAGAGCACUUUAGCAGAUGCACUCACGCCGCGGCAGAUUGUUGAGGAAUUGGAUAAAUAUAUUAUCGGGCAGUUUGAGGCAAAACGUUGUGUCGCUAUUGCCCUCCGCAAUCGCGCCCGGCGACAGAUGUUAGAAGAAGAUAUACAAGACGAGGUAUCGCCUAAGAACAUUAUCAUGAUAGGUUCAACAGGUGUCGGCAAAACGGAAAUUGCACGCAGGCUUGCACGUCUUGUUGACGCGCCUUUCAUCAAGGUAGAAGCGUCAAAAUAUACCGAAAUUGGCUACGUUGGUCGCGACGUUGAAUCCAUGAUUCGUGAUCUCACUGAGACAGCCAUUAGCCGCGUCAAAGCCGAACAGACCGAGGCAGUUGAGGAAAAAGCACGGGAAUUCACUGAAGAACGCCUCCUUGAUUGUAUCUUUCCUAUUCCACGCUCUUUGCAGGAGCGUCCUCGCUUAGAAAAGGAUAUGCUUGACGAACCCGAAGAAGAGGAUGAUGACGUGGUCCUCCAGCUGCCUUUCGACCUUGGACCCGAUGCGGAAACCGAAGCCGAAGAAGACCGAGAUAAAGAGCGAGAACGGCACCUCAAAACCCGCGAGAAAUUUAGAGAGUGGCUACGCGAAGGUAGGCUUGAGGAUAAACCCGUUGAAAUCAAUGUCAAGGAUCAGAGUAUGCCUUUUGUUGAAAUCUUCUCGCCCGGCGGCAUUGAGGAGAUGGAUAUCAAUUUUAAGGAUAUGUUUAGUAACAUCCUCCCGAAUCAGACCAAGAAACGACGGAUUCCGGUCUCCGAGGCACGCACCAUCCUGAUGCAAGAGGAAGCCGAAAAACUCAUUGAUAUGGAUGCUGUUAUCAGCGAAGCCAUUCAGCGCGUUGAAAACUCCGGUAUUGUCUUCUUGGACGAAAUUGACAAGAUCGCAGGUAGAGAAUCUCGACACGGACCCGAUAUCUCGCGGGAAGGUGUGCAACGCGAUAUCCUGCCCAUCAUUGAAGGUAGCACGGUGACAUCGAAAUACGGCGCAGUGCGCACACACCACAUUCUGUUCAUCGCCGCCGGUGCGUUUCAUGUUUCAAGUCCGUCUGACCUCAUCCCAGAGCUACAGGGUAGAUUUCCGAUUCGAGUAGAACUGAAAAGCCUCAAUAAGGAUGACUUCAAAUCUAUCCUAACGGAACCGAAAAACGCGUUAGUGAAACAGUACGUAGCACUCCUUAAAACUGAAGGGAUAGAAGCGACUAUCACCGACGACGCGAUUGACAAAAUCGCCGCGCUCGCUUUCCAAGUUAAUGAAUCGGUUGAAGACAUCGGCGCACGCCGCUUGCACACCAUCAUGGAGAAACUCUUUGAAAAUCUCUUUUUCGACGCACCUGACCUCGAUAAAGAAGAAGUUACCAUUGAUGCCGACCAUGUCCAAUCAGAGUUGGCUGAAAUCGUUCAAGACCAGGAUUUGAGUAGAUAUAUCCUUUAA
Messenger RNA from Geodia barretti, 1530 nucleotides. The record is from the annotation of a GenBank genome assembly. NCBI's taxonomy places the organism in Eukaryota, Metazoa, Porifera, Demospongiae, Tetractinellida, Geodiidae.